UCCUGAGUGCUGCCUCAUGGCCCUGCCCAGAAGCCAAGGGCUUCAUUAGUCCUCCAAGCUUAUCAAGGAGCCACAGCUGUUGACGGAGCUGCCAGUCCUCUCUCCAUUUGCCCUGCACCACAGCGCCAUGGGGAACUGCCUGAACCAGGUAAAGCCUUCCUUUUCCCCGGACAAGAAUGGAAGUCUGUUGGAUCUUACAGACUAUCAGUGGAAUUAUUCCUCCGGUGAGAAUACCAGCUAUGCAUCCUUGGAAGACUACAGCUUUCUGGACGCUGCUGCCCCCUGCCACUCCUGUAACCUGCUGGACGACUCCUCGUUGCCCUUCUUUAUCCUCUGCAGUGUCCUGGGUGUCCUGGGCAGUGGUGCUUUCCUCUUUGGGCUACUUAGACCUCUCUUCUCCUGGCAGCUCUGUCCAGCCUGGCCUUUCCUGGCCCAGAUGGCUGUAGCAAGUGGCCUCUUCAGCAUUGCAGUGCCCAUCCUGGCACCAGGGCUAACUAGUCCCCAGAGCACUAUCUUAUGCCACCUGGGCUACUGGGUCUCGUACAGCUCAGCCUUUGCUCAGGCUCUGCUGAUAGAGUGCCAUGCCUGCCUGGGCCCCAAACUGUGCACAGACCAGAUCCCAGGCCUCACCCUGGGGCUCACUAUAGGACUUUGGGGAGUGGCUGCCCUAUUAGGGUUACCAGUCACCCUUGCCAGCGACACAUCUCUGGGACCCUGCACCCUGUCCUACAGCAGGGGCCUGGGUGCUCUACGGUCCACUCAUGUCAUGGCCUGUUUUGCCAUCUUCAGCUUGUUGCCCCUGAGUUUGUUAGGAGCCAAGGGACUGAAGAAGGCACUGGGAAAGGGUCCAGGCCCCUGGGUUAACAUCCUGUGGGUGUGGUUCAUUUUCUGGUGGCCUCAUGGAGUGAUUCUGGGGUUUGACUCCCUCGUAAGAGCCAAAGUCUUACUGUUGCCAACAUGUCUGGCCCAGCGCACUCUGGAUCUGGUGCUGGACCUGGCCGAAGCACUGGCCAUGUUGCACUGUGUGGCUACCCCUCCUCUCCUGGCCCUGUUCUUCCACCGAGCCACAAAGCCUCCCUUUCCUUCCCUGCCCCACUCUGCAGGACAAUCUUCUCACCUGGACAAUGUUGGAAGCAAAACCUAGCACUCCUCCCACGUGUUGACCUGAAGUAAAGUCUAUACUGCUUCAAUAAAGUGGAUGAUAUCUUAUUUUGUUUGAGGAUGA
Octodon degus (degu) is the source of this 1225-nucleotide messenger RNA. RefSeq names its product atypical chemokine receptor 1 (Duffy blood group) (gene Ackr1). The transcript has 2 exons. The record is from RefSeq and is a predicted model, not a curated record. Gene Ontology annotation, cellular component: membrane. Gene Ontology annotation, molecular function: C-C chemokine binding. Bases 128 to 1144 code for a protein of 338 amino acids. Lineage: Eukaryota; Metazoa; Chordata; Mammalia; Rodentia; Octodontidae. Gene Ontology annotation, biological process: regulation of chemokine production; inflammatory response; chemokine-mediated signaling pathway.